Camellia sinensis is the source of this 1697-nucleotide messenger RNA. RefSeq names its product equilibrative nucleotide transporter 3. Gene Ontology annotation, cellular component: plasma membrane. The record is from RefSeq and is a predicted model, not a curated record. Lineage: Eukaryota; Viridiplantae; Streptophyta; Magnoliopsida; Ericales; Theaceae. Gene Ontology annotation, biological process: nucleoside transmembrane transport. Gene Ontology annotation, molecular function: nucleoside transmembrane transporter activity.
GCAUUCAUGGUCUUUUCCAGGGUUGGGACUUGGGACUUGCCAGUUCCGUAUAGAAUUCAUCUACAUUUAGCAGUUUCAUUUUUAAUGUAAUCACUGCCCACUAUUCCAUUCUGAGUAAUAAUAUUAUACAAACUAACAAUCUUACAAAAAAAAAAAAAAAAAAAAAAAAAUUUCUCACUAUAUCAGUUUCAUUUCCUUCCGGUUUAUGUUUCUGUCUUCCAAUCAAUAUUGCUAUUGUUAUAUAUAGAGAAGAAGCUAUGGCUAUUGCUGAUACAAUUGAAGCUCCAACUAGGCUUGAGGGAAAGUAUGGUGCAAUCUUAGUAUGUUGGAUUCUUGGAUUUGGCUCCUUUGUCCCUUGGAACAGCAUGUUGACUAUAGAAGAUUACUAUUCUUGGGAGUUCCCGCCAAGAUUGUUCCUCUGGAUUUGAAGCGAUACCAUCCAGCGAGGGUACUUACCGUUGUUUAUCAACUAUUUGCACUCGGAACAAUGGCAAUACUUGCAUAUAAUGAGUCAAAGAUCGAUACAAGGAAGCGUAUCUUGAUCGGAUACAUCAUUUUCUUCAUAGGUACUUUGUCUCUCCUCGUUUUGGAUUUAGUCACAUCCGGGAAGGGUGGUAUUGGAAAUUACAGUGGUAUAUGUGCCAUCGUGGCUACCUUUGGAGUUGCAGAUGCUCUUGUUCAAGGAGGACUGGUGGGAGACCUGUCUUUCAUGUGCCCUGAGUUCAUCCAAACUUUCCUAGCUGGCUUGGCUGCAUCAGGAGCUCUCACCUCUGCUUUGAGGUUAAUCACAAAAGCGGUCUUUGAAAAAUCUAGUAAUGGUCUGCGCAAGGGAGUUAUGUUGUUCCUUGCAAUCUCAACAUUCUUUGAGUUUCUAUGCAUAUUCUUAUAUGCGUUCAUCUUCCCUAAACUACCAAUUGUGAAGUACUAUCGAGCAAAAGCAGCCUCAGAAGGGUCGAAAACUGUUUCAUCAGACCUUGCUGCUGCUGGCAUCCAAACAGAAGCGGCAAGCCAAGAAGUUGAAGCUGAUGAUAAACAACAACAGCAGCGGUUGAGCAGCAAGCAACUGUUUUUUCAGAACAUAGACUUUGCAUUGGUCUUGUUUUUUAUAUUUGUCCUGACUUUGUCAAUCUUCCCUGGAUUCUUAUUCGAAAACACUAAAUCACAUCACCAGUUAGGGUCAUGGUAUGCACUUGUUCUGGUAGCAAUGUACAAUGUAUGGGAUUCUAUAUCAAGAUACAUUCCCCUUGUGGAGAGACUCAAGCUAAAAUCGCGAAAAGGACUUUUGUUUGCAACUAUAUCUCGAGUUUUGUUUAUCCCUGCAUUCUAUUUCACUGCAAAGUAUGGUGGUCUGGGAUGGAUGAUAAUGCUCAUAUCUUUCUUGGGACUAACAAACGGUUAUCUCACUGUCUGUGUCCUUACAGAAGCUCCCAAAGGCUACAAGGGUCCGGAGCAAAACGCCUUGGGUAAUUUGCUAGUGUUAUGUGUUCUAGGCGGCGUAGUUGCAGGAGCUUCUCUCGAUUGGUUGUGGCUUAUUGGCAGCAAUGAGCAGUUUUAGAGGGCAAUUUCUUCGAAUUCCAACCUCUCAAAAUAAAAAUUGUGAAAUGUGAAAUACAUGUGUCUUGAUCUCUUGACGAAGAAAGACAGUCUUGGAUAUGAAGUUGGAUCAUGAAAACACCAUCACUACAAGGAAAAGCAGU